This is a messenger RNA of Fusarium verticillioides 7600, 3698 nucleotides long. Its product is annotated as NCS1 family nucleobase:cation symporter-1. Gene Ontology annotation, biological process: nucleobase transport; transmembrane transport. Gene Ontology annotation, molecular function: nucleobase transmembrane transporter activity. The transcript has 2 exons. Lineage: Eukaryota; Fungi; Ascomycota; Sordariomycetes; Hypocreales; Nectriaceae. The coding region runs from base 1952 to 3532 and encodes 526 amino acids. Gene Ontology annotation, cellular component: plasma membrane. The record is from RefSeq and is a predicted model, not a curated record.
GGAGAACUGAAAGCAGCCCUAAAGUACAUGAUUUCAAUUGCAAGGUGGUGUGUUAUGUGUGACGAGGUCGUUGUGAAUAUAACCAUACGAAGUGGAAACGGUGAACUUUCGGGGCAAUAUGAAGCUGAAAAGGGUCCUCGCGAGAUGCUGCCAGAAACGGGAACAAGGGUUCUUAUGCCGAUAUCAACCAGAAGGAGGACGGACCAACGCGUCGAACUCCAGAUGAAGAGAUCAGGCAAUAGAGCUUCGGUUGAAACCCGAAAAGACCUAAGCUGUUGACAACAAGAUCGCAUUUCAGUGACUACUACGUUGAAGAAGUUCAAGAUAGUCCUGAUAGGGCAGAUAACUGCAGGCCUGGGCAAUUUUACUAUAAAAGAGACGGUUGACUCGAUGAGAUCGAGUAACAGAAUUGUUCUGCAGUUCCAGACUAACUCGGUUUGGGAAAGGCGGUACGGUACCCGUAUCUUAGACGCAUCUUUGCGGUGAUAAGGAAACCGAUUUGUCCAAUGAUAUUUCUUCGUUUAUAUCCGCCGCCUGGGGUAAACUACCCUCCGAUGGGUUGGCUCCUGCUCACAUGGUGCUGAUAGCGGCGGCCCUGCCUGCAGUUGCAUUUUUCUGCAGAGCAUCUUCUUAAGGUACCUUAAGGUAGGCCCAGAAUUUCAAGAGGAGUACGUACCGUCCGUCUGCACUGCAAGCCUCUGUUUCCACGUUACCUUAUGUUUUGUUUCUCUCACGCAACAAACCAACAUUCAAGGUCAACCUUGGUACUCCGUACAUCUCUCCUACACAAACCGAUAACGGGAUCCUCCCAACGUCUACAUACGUCAACAUUACCCGAAAACCACAUUCAACAACCACUCAUACCAAGUGUUGCUCCAUGGAUUUAGGGUCUUCUGUGGGGGCACCCACUAAAACACGACUUGGCUUCUCGGGCCCCAUUUUCGUAUCCAUGUCCCUCGAAUCAUCUCUCCGCAUCGUUCUAUUCUAUGCCGAAUAAUAUACGUACCAUUUCACGUUGAUCGUAUUCGAAUGGAUACCUAUGAACGCUUCGACUUUGUCGUUGCGUGAUGGUCUUACCAUGCAGAUCCUUCUGCUUUUCGAGGUCCGGACAUCUGAAUCUACAAACCGUCACAAAUUGCUCGUGUGCUCCAUGAAACAACGAGCAACUACCGACCGGAGAUGCAAAGUCCUCUCGGUGCCAACACGGGGAAGGAUAACCUUUCUCAGCUUGACCUACUACGGCAAAAGUGGCCGCCGGCGAGGGUCCUUGCGUGGUAUGUUCCUUGUCGGCUAGUUAUCUGCAACGGCUGGGUCUUAGGAUGACGAUCAGACUGAUAGUGGGAGUGGCUGCCGAGCGCUGAUAACCUCGAGCCAAGAUGGGGUCGCUCUAGUUCCUCUUGUCAACGCAACCUUAACGCAACCAACGCGGCAUGUCCAUCUCAAACCACAAAAUAUAAAUACUGCCUGUCACCCACUACAUACGAUGAGACUUUCCAAGACAAGAAGACGGUGGAGAAGUUCCAAUUGGUCCCCUCUCAUCCUUCAGCAAGACCACCAUCUCACAUUCUUCCAUCAUUUCUUGUGUCAUUGGAUUUAACCCCAGUCUGCCAGCCCUACUUGGUGUCACCUACACGUCAUAAGCACCUCGGACAAGGUCUACCUAUCACAAUACAAAAAGUCUAUCUUGCUUUUUGAGUUUCUUCUAGAUCAAGCAUUCGAAGCUUUUUGAUACCCGUUCCUGGCUUACACUUCCACCUCUCACCUCGUCAUACACCUCAGCCAUGGAGACCAGAUCACGAUUUAGGGUCUGGGCUGAUAAAGUCGCCGUUGAGUCUGAACCUGGCUUGACUAAGACCCAGCUUAUGGUAUGAAGGCCUUGCAAGCUUUAGCUUUCCAUCAUUGGAGUGCACUAUGCAGUGCGAUGAAUGAGACCGAGUUGUACUGAACUUUUAUGCAGCUUACGAACCACGAUCUCAAACCCGUCGAGGCGGAGCGCCGACAAUGGGGCCCAUGGAACUUUGUUGGUUUCUGGAUCGCCGAUUCUUUCAACAUCAACACUUGGAUGAUUUCAUCAUCAAUGAUUGUCAAUGGUCUGUCAUGGUGGCAAGCCUGGCUCUGUGUCUGGAUCGGAUACAGUAUCACUGGUAUCUUUGUCGCAAUCAAUGCUCGUUUCGGUGCUAUGUACCACAUUGGUUUCCCUGUUGCCAACAGAACCUCCUUUGGUAUCUGGGGUAGCUUGUGGCCUGUACUGAACCGUGCUGCUAUGGCCUGUGUAUGGUAUGGAGUGCAGGCUUACAUUGGUGGUGACUGUAUCUAUCUCAUGAUCCGCGCCAUCUGGAAGUCAUGGGCCAAUGUUCCCAACACUUUCAGCGACGGCUCGGGCACCGAUACCGCACACUUCGCUUCCUUCUUCAUCUUUUGGCUUGUAUCGCUUCCAGCGCUCUGGUUCCCUGUCCACAAGGUCCGACAUCUCUUCACUGUCAAGGCAUACGUUGUUCCCGUGGCUGGAAUUACCUUCCUGGCUUGGACCAUCUCGCGUGCAGGUGGUAUUGGCCCCAUUGUAAAGGCUGGUAACAAGGUCCACGGCAGCGACUUGGCCUGGGAAAUGGUCAAGGGCAUCAUGUCUUCUAUUUCUAACUUUGCGGCACUCAUUGUCAAUGCCAGCGACUUUUCUCGAUUUGCGCAGAAGCCCAGAGACGCCGUCUGGCCCCAGCUGAUCACGAUCCCCUUCGGUUUCGCCAUCACUUCAUUCAUCGGCAUCAUGGUCUCUUCAGCUUCUUCCGUCCUGUACGAAGAGGCCAUCUGGAACCCCCUUGAUCUUCUGGAUAGAUUCAUUGACGAUGGAAGCUCGGGCGAGCGCUUUGGUGUCUUCUUCCUUGCUACAUGCUUCGCCCUAGCUCAGCUUGCGACCAACAUCUCAGCGAAUAGUAUAUCAGCAGGCACUGACUUGACUGCUCUCCUCCCUCGUUGGGUCAAUAUCCGUCGUGGAAGCUACGUUUGCGCCGUCGUUGGCCUGUGUAUCUGUCCCUGGCAGCUUCUCAAGGACAGCAAUCAAUUUACGACCUACCUUUCAGCCUACAGUGUGUUCCUGAGCUCAAUCGCUGGUGUUAUGGUUUCCGAUUACUACAUCGUGCGCAAGGGUUACGUUGAUACCAAGGAACUCUACGACGGUCGAAAAGAAGGGCCGUACUACUUCACAGGUGGUUUCAACUGGCGUGGCUAUGUUGCUUACAUCGCCGGAAUUGUCAUCAACGUAGUCGGUUUCGCCGAUGCUGUUGGCGCCAAGAACGUUCCACAGGGCGCGAUCUAUAUCUAUCAGCUCAACUACUUCUGUGGUUUCAUCGUUGCAUCGGCGAUGUACUGGGCCCUAUGCAGAAUCUCACCAGUGCCAGCGACCAGCGAUCGAUGGAUGGAGGUUGGUGAUGAGAUCGAUGAUAUUCGAGUCGCUUAUAACUCGAGAACUCCAUCAUAUGACGAAGAGAUUGCGGGGAGUGAAGCGCCAAAGGCAGUAGACGAGACGAAACAUUUUUGAUUUGGGCAUGUAGAAUUGAGUGUUUAUUUAUGGGGAUAGAUUUAUUAUAACGACUGUUGAUUUCGAGAUGUUUGUAACAUAGCAGCACCAGCUGUGUGACGAAUGAAUAUAAGGUUUCGAGCCAAUUUGCUUUCCUACACUCUGGAUUUACUAAAAUGGUUUUGCU